AUGGAUCUCACGGCGAACGAAGCCGUGCUGACGGGCGAGUCCAUGGAGGUCAGCAAGUCGGUGGAGCUCAAGGAUGCCGAUGCCCCAUUCCGAUCCAACAUGCUUUACAGCGGGACCGAGGUGAUGACGGGCUAUGGCCGGGCCGAGGUCACCGACACCGGGAUGCGCACACAGGUCGGGCUCAUCGCCAAACGGCUGGGGCAGCAAAAGAGCGUCACGGAGAAGAACCCCCUGAUGCUGUCAGUGAACAAGUUGGCCACCCGCCUGGCAGGUGUGCUGGGCGUCGUGAUCUUGCUGGCGACCUCUCUGGCGUUCGCGACCGGCUUCCAGGACCCGGCGCGGCCAUGUGAUGCGGCGGACAUGGGCUGCUUCCUGAAGGGCUCGGUCUUGCGGGCUGUGGUCAUGACCGUGGCGCUCAUCCCGCACGGCAUCCCCCUGGUUUCCACGAUCAUGCUGCGGGUCGGCGGCCUGGCCAUGGCCCGGAAUAACGGCGUGGUCAUGAAGGUCUCUGCCGUAGACUACUUGGCUGCAACUACGGUCAUCUGCACAGACAAGACGGGUACGUUGACUGAGGGCAAGAUGACAGCCAGCGUGGUGCUUGGCAUCUGCCAGGAUGAUGCCCUUGGGGCAGCGGGCACUUCCGUGAGGGAGUCAUCGCUGUCUUUCUACCCGCUGAAGGGCUUGAGCCAGAAUGGUGGCGUCUUCCCGACAGCGGAGCUCACGCCACUCGGGAUUGUGCUACGCUGCCGUGGAGACAUCUUUGCCUUCACGGCAAGGCAGAUGCUUGAGAUGGCUAUGCAUGAGCUUUUGCAUCUCGCUGUCAUACCCAUGUACACAGGCCCCUCAGUACUGUCUCGUUUGGUGGAAUUGGUCUAA
Molecule: messenger RNA, 876 nt
Organism: Symbiodinium natans
Lineage: Eukaryota; Dinophyceae; Suessiales; Symbiodiniaceae
Source: the annotation of a GenBank genome assembly